AUGAGCUCCACCCCCUGCACAGCAUGCAACUGGACCCCCGAACGCCAAAACCACUGCAACUACAAAAGCCACCUCAAUGUCUUCUACGAAUCAGGCAACCGAGGCAUCUGGUCAAUCGGCUCAAAGGUAAUCCUGAAAGACCACGGUCCCAACCAUCCAACCCCCGAAGUCCCAAACAUUCACUUCGUGCAGGACCGGACCUCAAUCCCCGUCCCCACUAUCAUAAAAUCCUGGGAGGAGGAGGAAGAAGAUAAACACACCCUCACCUUAAUGCGCCGUAUCCCCGGCGAACCGUUGCGCAAAGACUGGUCAAAACUAACCCCCAAGGAAAAAGAGAACGUCGCAAAGCAAGUCGCCGAGUAUCUCCAACAACUCCGAACUCUCCAGUCGGAUAAAAUCCAAUGUCUCGGUGGCCGUCCGGUAUUUUCCAACUUACUGUUCAAGAAUAAUUCUAGCUCCUCUGGUGAGAUUCUCCGCGGCCCCUUUGCAUCUGAUGACGAGCUUUGGGCUGAGAUGGAGCGUGGGUUGGAUGAGAGGAUUCCCGAGGCUGCGAGGGUACGGCUGCGACAGCGCAUGCCGUCUGCUAUGCCGUAUACGUUUACGCAUGGGGAUCUGACAAUUGGGAAUAUCAUGGUGGAGAGUGGUACAGUUACUGGGGUAAUUGGUUGGGAGAUGGCUGGGUAUUUUCCUGUGUGGUGGGAAUAUGUCGCCACUUCGGUUCCUGAUACUGAGGAGGAUAGAGAGUGGAAGGGGUUGUUGAGACGAUAUAUUCCGGGUUAUAGUGCUGCGCGGGAGUUCUGGUUGGAGUAUUGGUAUUUUUGUAGGGAUUUGGAGGGUGGAAGAGGAAGGGGGUCUUUAAGAAAGAUGGGGGAUGAGAUGGGUGAGUGA
Messenger RNA from Aspergillus eucalypticola CBS 122712, 888 nucleotides. Its product is annotated as kinase-like protein. The coding region runs from base 1 to 888 and encodes 295 amino acids. The transcript has a single exon. The record is from RefSeq and is a predicted model, not a curated record. NCBI's taxonomy places the organism in Eukaryota, Fungi, Ascomycota, Eurotiomycetes, Eurotiales, Aspergillaceae.